Molecule: messenger RNA, 1811 nt
Organism: Populus nigra (black poplar)
Lineage: Eukaryota; Viridiplantae; Streptophyta; Magnoliopsida; Malpighiales; Salicaceae
Product: protein phosphatase 1 regulatory inhibitor subunit PPP1R8 homolog
Exons: 3
Coding region: 224-1522 (432 amino acids)
Molecular function (GO): protein binding; mRNA binding
Source: RefSeq, a predicted model, not a curated record
AUAAAAAAAAAGAAAGAAAGAAAGAAAGAGACAGGGAAAAGCAGGGCUUGAACCUUGAAGGAAGCAGCUUUGUUUUUCUGCCUGGGCUGGCUGCUGCUGCUGCGUCGCUCUCCUCUCCCUCUCUUUCUCCCUCCAAAGCCAACACCGUCACAUCUCACUAAAAACAGCUUCAGUCCAGGAAUCAUAUUGAGGAACUGUGUUUGAUAAAGAAGGGGAACCUAGAAUGUAUGGUAGAGCAGGUCUUGAGCGUUUUAAAAAAGCUCAAUCUACUGAACCCUUCUCAGUCCCUGUCAAUUCUGCUACCAAGACCACUACCCAACCUGCUGUUAAAACUGUUUCGCAACCCUCAGUUCAGUAUUCACAAUCUAAGACACAAUCCCAGUUCCGAGACCAACCUUAUGUUGCUCAAAAACCUGCUGCGCCGGAGGCCAGACCAUUGCUAGGGCAUACUCAGCCGGUGACGCAGGUUGGAGGAGGGCAGUCAACUUGGCAGCCACCAGACUGGGCGAUUGAGCCUCGUCCUGGAGUUUAUUAUCUUGAGGUUUUGAAGGACGGAGAGGUUCUUGAUCGCAUUAGUUUGGAUAGGCGGAGGCAUAUCUUUGGGAGGCAAAUCCACACUUGUGAUUUUGUGCUUGAUCAUCAGUCCGUUUCACGCCAACAUGCUGCUGUCAUUCCUCACAAGAAUGGAAGCAUUUUUGUAAUUGAUUUGGGGUCUGCACAUGGUACUUUUGUGGCAAAUGAACGUUUGACUAAAGAUACCCCUGUUGAACUGGAAGCGGGGCAGUCUUUGCGGUUUGCUGCAUCAACACGAACUUAUAUCUUGAGAAAGAAUGAUGCAGCUCUUUUUCCUCGUCCUCCACCUCCCUCGGAAAUUAACCUACCACCCCCUCCUGAUCCAUCUGAUGAAGAAGCUGUUGUAGCAUAUAAUACUUUUCUGAAUCGUUAUGGUCUAACUAAGCCUGAUCAACCAACUAAAUCGAGUGAAUCAAGUGGCUCAUUAAGCAGAAGAAAUGAUGACCAGCAGUUGGGGAGAGCUGCUAAGAGAAUAAAAAAGACAAGGGUUGCUUUCAGGGAUCAAGUUGGGGGUGAGCUGGUUCAAGUUGUUGGUUUUUCAGAUGGUGCAGAUGUAGAAACAGAGCCUGGUCCAAUAGGUGUAAAAGAAGGAAGCCUUGUUGGAAAAUACGAGUCUCUUGUACAGGUUACAGUAAUACCCAAAGGUAAGGAACAAUUCUCAGCAAAGGAACAUAAUGCUUCCCAAAAAGGAGUGACUAGUAGAUUACAAGAAGUCUUGAAUAAGGUCAAAACUACUACAAAAAGUGGGAUGUAUGAUGAUCUUUAUGGAGAAUCAUUUGCUGGAAAAGUGGGCUCUUCCUGGGCAUAUUCUUCUGAUAGUUCUGCUGGUAAUCUAGCUUCUCCAACAAAAGAUGGCCAGGGGAAUGCUAUUGGUUCUUUGAGUGGAAAACCUGAAAAUAACCCGAGUGCUUAUGAUGACAACGAUGAUGAUGAUUUAUUUGGUGACUAGUUGAAGUGAGGGAGCAUGUUGCUUAUUCUAAUUCAUUUGUUUUGUGCACUGGACAGCAGCAGUGUGUUUGACAUUGGUGCCACACGAUGUCCUGAGGUAACAGGUAUAAGAGGCCAUUGCUUCCCGGUGUAAUUUGGAAAUUAUCAGCAAUUGUUUCUUUGUAAUGGCAACUGCCCAUCUGGGGUUAUAUUUUGUAACUCACUAGCACCUUUUAGCCUUCAAGCUUGGGUUAAUCUAGACAAAAUGGAAUAGAAUUAAGCUGUGGCAAAUUUUUUAGCUGGUUAUCAAA